Messenger RNA from Elephantulus edwardii (Cape elephant shrew), 3606 nucleotides. RefSeq names its product trafficking protein particle complex 11 (gene TRAPPC11). The transcript has 29 exons. Bases 16 to 3378 code for a protein of 1120 amino acids. The record is from RefSeq and is a predicted model, not a curated record. NCBI's taxonomy places the organism in Eukaryota, Metazoa, Chordata, Mammalia, Macroscelidea, Macroscelididae.
UGUGAAGGCUUGAACAUGAGCCCCACGCAGUGGGACUUUCCAGUGGAAUUAUGUUGUCGGCCAAUGGCUUUUGUCACUCUUACUGGGCUGGAUGUAGUUUAUAAUGCUGUGCAUCGAGCUGUUUGGGAUGCUUUCUGUGCCAAUCGGAGAGCUGAUCGAGUACCGAUUUCUUUCAAGGUGCUUCCAGGUGACCAUGAAUAUCCCAAGUGUAGAUCCAAGAGAACUUCAUAUGAGUGGUACAUUCCUAAAGGGAUCUUAAAGACUGGUUGGAUGAAUAAACAACUGAAUCUGGUGCCAGCCCUUGUGGUUGUGUUCUAUGAGCUGGACUGGGAUGAGCCCCAGUGGAAAGAAAAGCAGUCUGAGUGCGCUACCCGAGUGGAAAUAGUCAGACAGAGUUUACAAGGGAGAAACACAAAAGUUGCAGUGGUUCUGAUUCAAAAGAAAACUCCUUUACCUCCAGGAGAAGAUGUCGUUGCUUCAGAAAGGGCUGCAGCUUUGUGUAAUGCUUGUGAACUCUCCGGAAAAUCAUUGUUUGUACUGCCCCACACUGACCAUCUGGUUGGUUAUAUUAUAAGUUGUGGCCAGUUCCUGAUCUGUUACUUGGACUGCUACUCGGACUCAGUAAACCCACAACUUUUAUUUGUUAGACAUCAGUUCAAAAUUGCUUUCUUCAGUGAGUUAAAACAAGAUACACAAAAUGCUUUAAAGAAUUAUAGGACCGCCUAUAAUCUUGUACAUGAAUUGAGAGCCCAUGAAACGAAUAUUCUGGAAAUUAAGACUAUGGCCGGAUUUAUAAACUACAAGAUCUGUAGGCUGUGUUUUCAGCAUAACACCCCACUGGAUGCAAUUGCUCAGUUCCGAAAACACAUUGACUUGUGUAAGAAAAAAAUUGGAAGUGCGGAGUUGUCUUUUGAGCAUGCUGCAUGGAUGUCUAAACAAUUCCAGGCCUUUGGAGAUUUAUUUGAUGAAGCUAUUAAAUUAGGAUUGACAGCCAUUCAAACUCAGAAUCCAGGUUUCUAUUAUCAGCAGGCAGCGUACUAUGCCCAGGAGCGGAAACAGCUUGCAAAAACCCUCUGUAAUCAUGAAGCUUCUACAAUAUAUCCCAGUCCUGAUCCCUUAGAAACACAAACAGGGGUUCUUGACUUUUAUGGACAGAGACCAUGGCGGCAAGGAGUACUAAGUUUUGAUCUUUCUGACCCUGAAAAAGAGAAGAUGGGAGUUCUUGCCAUUCAGCUGAGGGAGAGAGGUGUUGUUCACUCAGAAUUAAUAAUAACUCUUCUGAGUAAUGCUGUUGCACAAUUUAAGAAGUAUAAGUGUCCAAGAAUGAAAAGUCAUCUGAUGGUCCAAAUGGGAGAGGAAUAUUAUUAUGCAAAGGAUUAUACCAAAGCUUUAAAGUUGCUGGAUUAUGUGAUGUGUGAUUAUCGGAGUGAGGGAUGGUGGACCCUACUCACAUCUAUAUUGACUACUGCUUUGAAGUGUUCCUACCUCAUGGCCCAGUUAAAAGAUUACAUUACGUAUUCCCUAGAACUCCUUGGAAGAGCUUCAACUCUGAAAGAUGAACAGAAAUCUAGAAUAGAAAAGAACCUCAUAAAUGUUUUAAUGAAUGAGAGUCCUGAACCUGAACCCGACUGUGAUCUAUUAGCUGUGAAGACUGCUCAGAAGUUGUGGGCGGACCGUGUUUCUCUAGCUGGCAGCAAUGUCUUCACAAUAGGAGUACAGCACUUUGUGCCAUUUGUACAAUGCAAAGCCAAGUUUCAUUCUCCAAGUUUUCAUGUUGAUGUUCCUGUUCAGUUUGAUAUUUAUCUGAAAGCCGAUUGUCCACAUCCCAUUCGAUUUUCUAAGCUCUGUGUCAGCUUUAAUAAUCAGGAAUACAACCAGUUCUGUGUGAUAGAAGAAGCAUCUAAAGCAAGUGAAAUUUUAGGAAAUUCAACUCAUGAAAAAAUGUGCCUAGUUCCUGGUAAAACAAGAAAAUAUUUAUUUAAAUUUGUUGCGAAAACUGAAGACGUGGGAAAGAAAAUUGAGAUUACUUCGGUGGAUCUGGUUCUAGGCAACGAAAUGGGAAGAUGUGUGGUUCUAAACUGGCAGGGAGGAGGAGGAGAUGCUGCUUCCUCCCAGGAAGCCUUGCAGGCAUCGCGUUCAUUCAAAAGGCGACCUAAACUGCCGGACAACGAGGUCCACUGGGACAGCGUGAUCAUUCAGGCAAGCACAAUGAUCAUAUCUAGAGUUCCAAACAUUUCCGUACAUCUCCGACAUGAGCCUCCUGCCCUCACUAAUGAAAUGUACUGUUUGGCUGUGACUGUUCAGUCCCAUGAAAAGACUCAGAUCAGAGAUGUGAAGCUCACUGCUGGGUUAAAACCAGGACAGGAUGCCAAUUUAACUCAGAAAACUCAUGUGACUCUUCAUGGAACAGAACUAUGUGAUGAUUCGUACCCUGCUUUACUUACUGACAUUCCUGUUGGAGAUUUAUACCCAGGAGAACAGCUAGAAAAAACAAUAUAUGUUUGCUGUGGAACAGUGGGUUCAAGAAUGUUUCUUGUGUAUGUUUCUUACCUUAUCAAUACAACUGUUGAAGGAAAAGACAUUGUUUGCAAAUGUCAUAAGGAUGAAACUGUGACAAUAGAAACAGCCUUUCCAUUUGAUGUUGCAGUCAGGUUUGUUUCUACAAAGUUUGAGCACCUAGAGAGGGUCUAUGCUGACAUUCCCUUUCUGUUGAUGACGGAUAUCUUAAGUGCCUCCCCAUGGGCCCUCACUAUUGUGUCCAGUGAGCUACAGCUUGCUCCUUCUAUGAUGCCUAUGGAUCAUCUAGAGUCCCAGGUGGACAAAGUUGUCUUACAGACUGGAGAGAGUGCUAGUGAAUGUUUUUGUCUUCGGUGUCCAUCUAUUGGAAAUGUUGAAGGUGGAGUCGCAACUGGACAUUAUAUUAUCUCCUGGAAGAGAACUUCAGCCCUGGAAAACAUUCCCGUCAUCAGUACCAUCAUCACUCUACCACAUGUGAUUGUAGAAAACAUCCCUCUCCACGUGAACGCAGAUCUGCCAUCCUUUGGGCGUGUGAGAGAGUCAUUACCUGUCAAGUACCACCUACAGAAUAAGACUACUUUAGUGCAAGAUGUGGAGAUAUCUGUGGAACCUAGUGAUGCCUUCAUGUUCUCAGGUCUUAAACAGAUUCGAUUACGUAUCCUGCCUGGCACUGAACAGGAAAUGCUGUAUAAUUUCUAUCCUCUAAUGGCUGGGUACCAGCAGUUGCCAUUUCUCAACAUCAACUUGCUUAGAUUUCCCAACUUCACCAAUCAACUGUUGAGGCGUUUUAUACCUACCAGUAUUUUUGUAAAGCCACAGGGUCGACUUGUGGAUGAUGAGAACUCGAUUGCUGCUGCCUGACUCUCAGGACUGAGCGAGCGUGGCUGUCCUUAAAAUUGAGCAGAGCUGUGUAGGUUUUUCCAUUGUGAAUGAUAACUUUGAUCAUGGUAAAAAAUUAAUUUUUUUCUAUUUUUUAAUGAAUAUUAUACCACCUAUUCAGAGGAACUCAUGCUUUAAAUAUUAGGGAAAAAAAAUCUUCCCUCAUAUUUUCAUGAAUAAAUAUGUGGAAUCUGUCAUGGCUACAAGAAA